Messenger RNA from Mizuhopecten yessoensis (Yesso scallop), 1539 nucleotides. RefSeq names its product leucine-rich repeat and fibronectin type III domain-containing protein 1-like protein. The record is from RefSeq and is a predicted model, not a curated record. The coding region runs from base 1 to 1539 and encodes 512 amino acids. Gene Ontology annotation, molecular function: protein binding. Lineage: Eukaryota; Metazoa; Mollusca; Bivalvia; Pectinida; Pectinidae. The transcript has a single exon.
AUGGCUCAUUGCGAAAUUAACACAAUCGCAGAUGACACAUUCUUAUCACGUGGUUCGUUGAACUAUCUAGAUCUGUCAUAUAACAACAUUCCCCGUAUAACUGACAAGACCUUUUUGGGGCUAACAAAUCUGGUUUCCCUACAGAUCAGCGGGAAUCCGCAUUGUGAGCUGAGCGAGAAGACUUUUGAUAGUCUUUCGAAUCUGCAAGAACUCUAUAUUGCCGAAAUGGACUUGGAACGCCUUCUUCCUGUUAUGUUCACAAAUUUGAAACAUCUCAGACUUUUGGAUGUCCAUGGAAACAAAAUAUGGAAAAUUGAAUUUGAUUUUGGGGCUGUAUUCCCGAACUUACAACACUUGGAUUUAUCGAGAAACCUUCUAAAGGGACUGCCCAAACGGUACAACGACACGUUUUCACAUCUAACGACCGUCAAAAUGUCGGGAAAUCCUCUCCAAUGUAAUUGCGAAAUACGAUGGUUAAAGCAUUCAACGAAAAAGGCUCUGGACCCUGAAUAUGCCAGUGACGCAUUAGUUUGCUACGGCCCAGAACGUCUGAAAUAUGCUCCGAUUUUGCGCGUUCCUGAUUUAGAGUUUAAGUGUGUUGCACCCCAAAUAGUCAAUUGUACAACUGAAACGUACGUUGUGAUGGAAACGUCAUCCCUUCGGAUGUGGUGUGAAUUGGGGGGAUAUCCAUAUCCGGAUGUGACCUGGACAAGAUAUGAUGGAAAGAAUGUAGAAUUCACUUACGAAAACACUUCAAACUACUAUGUUUCUAGAACAGGAUCCUUGGACAUUUUCAACGUCUCAAAGGCCGAUGACGGUACGUGGACACUCGGUGCCAGCAAUUCAAUCGGUCAGAAAAGUCAUCAACUGAAAAUAGUUGUUACCCCCAAAACAACCACCACCACAACAACGUCAACAAUAACAACAACAACAACAACCACAACCACAACCACAACCACGCCGACGACGACAACAACAACAUCGACAACAACGCCUACACCAACCACAUCGACAACAACGCCGACGACGACAACGACAACAUCAACAACAACGCCGACAACAUCAACGCCGACAACAACCACAUCAACAACGCCGCCACAGACUACACCAACUACAAGUACUUUGAAAUCUACAACCGCAAAUACGAUAGUAAGCAGCAGCGAGCAUCAGUCAGCUAAUGGGGGUACGGUAAUCCAUAAAGCCCCCGAUCAUGUAAACCCUAACCCGGCAAACAUCACACCAGCUGACAAUGACAAGACAGACGACGAUAGCGAUGAGGACAAACCAACUAAUAGGACGAAAAUGGAAGACGAAGACGGUGGUGGAAUGAACAUGAUGAUGAUAGCAGGAGCUGGCGGAGGAGGUCUACUUGUAAUCGUCCUCAUCGCCGUCAUCGUCUACUGCGUGAAGAGUAAGACUAACAGGUCGACAACAGGAAUAAUGACAACGCUUGGAGGCAGGAAAUCUAGAACAAGUGCAUGGGAUAGAACAAUCCAUGGGAUAGAACAAGUGCAUGGGAUAGAAAAAUCGAUGGGAUAG